Molecule: messenger RNA, 1165 nt
Organism: Lathyrus oleraceus (garden pea)
Lineage: Eukaryota; Viridiplantae; Streptophyta; Magnoliopsida; Fabales; Fabaceae
Product: RING-H2 finger protein ATL8
Exons: 1
Coding region: 284-931 (215 amino acids)
Source: RefSeq, a predicted model, not a curated record
CUCUUUCUCUCUCUCUAACUUGUAAUCAUGAUUUUGACUCAUGUACUCUCUGAACCCUUAAUCCCUUAUCCCAAACAACCCCACUAUAACUCAUUUUUCUCUCUCUCAAAUCAUAAUCAAAACGAAACCACUUUCAACCAACGUAUUAAUACCUACCCCUAUUAUUUAAGCCCACAAUUCCACCCUCAAAACCAACCAAAACCCUCUCCACUUUUCUUCUUCUCACUCUCUCAGACAUUUCAUCAAACACUUUCCCUCCUUUUCUUUCCUUUCCCUCGCUAACAUGACACGAGCGCUAAGAAUUCUCACUGAAAAUAUCAACACCGCCGCGGUAACAGCGCCGCCGCCGGAGGCCGUGGCUUUGGAGUCAGAUUUCGUUGUGAUUCUCGCUGCCUUGCUUUGUGCUCUCAUAUGCGUUGUAGGACUCAUCGCAGUCGCUCGUUGCGCGUGGCUCCGACGAGACUCCGGUACCGGAAAUUCACCUCAACAAGCUUUAGCUAACAAGGGACUGAAGAAGAAGGUUCUUCAAUCACUUCCUAAAUUCGCUUACGUCGAUAGCAACCCUACGAAAUGGUUGGCGACAACGGAAUGCGCGAUUUGUCUUUCUGAUUUCGCCGCCGGCGAUGAGAUCCGCGUACUACCGCAGUGUGGACACGGAUUCCACGUUGCCUGCAUAGACACGUGGCUUGGGUCCCACUCUUCUUGCCCUUCAUGUAGACAGAUUCUGGCGGUCACAAGGUGUCAGAAGUGUGGCCGAUUCCCGGCGACCGGAGCGGAAGCAACAGCCGUUACCGUUACUGAACAAGAGUCGAAAUCUGCAGAAGACAGCAAUGUUGGUGCAAAUAGUAAUAAUAAUUGUAGCGGGGGUGUUAGUAGUAGUAAUAGUUCUGGAAAUCACAGCCACAGUGUAAACAGUGGGUUCUUGCCUUAAGAACGCUAAAGUUCUAGGUUUUUUUUUUUGUAUUUAUUUAGUAUUAGGUUUUUAAAUAUUAAUUUUUGUACUUUUUUUUAUCUUAUCCCUUCAAGUUGAUCAAAAGAGAUCUGAAUUUGGGCAAUUUUUUUACUCUGUCAUAAUGUGCUCUUUCUCGUCGUGUAUAGUUUUCUUUAGUUGCAUUUUUUUAACGUCGUGUUUUUACGGAAAUAAUAUACUAUACGUUUUCGGUUA